Dromaius novaehollandiae (emu) is the source of this 3675-nucleotide messenger RNA. It is a transcript of the gene DUSP10, whose product is annotated as dual specificity phosphatase 10. Gene Ontology annotation, molecular function: protein tyrosine/threonine phosphatase activity; MAP kinase tyrosine phosphatase activity; MAP kinase tyrosine/serine/threonine phosphatase activity. Gene Ontology annotation, biological process: negative regulation of JUN kinase activity; protein dephosphorylation. NCBI's taxonomy places the organism in Eukaryota, Metazoa, Chordata, Aves, Casuariiformes, Dromaiidae. The coding region runs from base 224 to 1666 and encodes 480 amino acids. Gene Ontology annotation, cellular component: cytoplasm. The record is from RefSeq and is a predicted model, not a curated record. The transcript has 4 exons.
CCGCGCGGAGCCGUACAUUUACGCUCGUAGCAAAAGAGAAAGUAACGAGGAUGGUGCGGGCGGCGCGCGGCGCGGCCGGGGCGCGGGGCGGGCGGCGGCGGCGGCGGGCGGCGCGCGCGGGCGAGCGGCAGCUGCGGGGGGCCGGGCCGGGCCGGGCCGCGACCCGACCCGUCCCGACGGUAGAUCUUGAGUUCUUCUUGCUUUGCUAGUGCUCAGCCUCCUCAUGCCUCCGUCUCCUUUAGACGACAGGGUAGUAGUGGCACUUUCAAGGCCAGUGAGACCUCAGGAUCUCAACCUUUGUUUAGACUCUAGCUAUCUUGAAUCUGUCUCUUCUGCCAGUGAGAGCCACUCCAGUCUGCUUGGCACCACUGUUGUGUCCCUCAAGACUGCUAAUCUCACGUAUAUGCCCUCAUCUAACGGCUCUGCACGCUCCCUGAGUUGUGGAUGCAGCAGUGCCAGUUGCUGCACUGUGGCAACAUACGACAAGGACACUCAGGCCCAAACUCAAGCGAGCACCAGCAGCGCCCACGCCGGAGCCUCUACCGCCUGCCCUGCCAACCAGAUGGUCAACAGCAAUGAGAACGCCGGCAGCUUGAGCCCGCUGGGUGGAGUGGGAAGCCCGGUCUCGGGCACAACCAAGCAACUAGCUAGCAUAAAAAUUAUUUACCCCAAUGAUCUGGCAAAGAAGAUGACCAAAUGCAGCAAGAGCCACCAACAGAACCAAGGGCCUGUCAUCAUUGACUGCAGGCCUUUCAUGGAGUAUAAUAAGAGCCACAUUCAAGGGGCUGUUCACAUUAACUGCUCUGACAAGAUCAGCCGGAGAAGGCUCCAGCAGGGCAAGAUCACUGUCUUGGACUUGAUCUCCUGUCGGGAAGGCAAGGACUCAUUCAAGAGGAUCUUUUCCAAAGAAAUCAUAGUUUAUGAUGAGAAUACCAAUGAGCCAAGCAGAGUAAUGCCUUCCCAGCCGCUCCACAUAGUGCUGGAGUCACUCAAGCGAGAAGGCAAGGAACCCCUAGUCCUGAAAGGUGGCCUCAGCAGUUUCAAACAGAACCAUGAAAACCUCUGCGACAACUCCCUCCAGCUGCAAGAGUGCCCCGAAGGGGGAGGUGGCGGCGCGUCUGCGGUGCCCCUCACGCUACCUCAGUCCAUCCCCACCACGCCGGACAUCGAGAACGCCGAGCUCACCCCCAUUCUGCCCUUCCUCUUCCUCGGAAAUGAGCACGAUGCUCAGGACUUGGAGAAAAUGCAGAGGUUGAACAUAGGCUAUGUAAUCAAUGUGACCACCCACCUGCCCUUGUAUCAUUACGAGAAAGGCAUAUUCAACUACAAGCGGCUCCCAGCCACUGACAGCAACAAGCAAAAUCUCAGGCAGUAUUUUGAAGAGGCUUUUGAAUUCAUUGAGGAAGCUCACCAGUGUGGAAAAGGUCUUCUAAUUCACUGCCAGGCUGGUGUAUCCCGAUCUGCCACCAUAGUUAUAGCAUACUUAAUGAAGCACACACGCAUGACCAUGACGGAUGCCUAUAAAUUUGUAAAAGGCAAACGACCAAUCAUUUCUCCUAAUCUUAACUUUAUGGGGCAGUUACUGGAGUUCGAAGAAGAUCUAAAUAAUGGUGUUACACCACGAAUUCUCACACCAAAGUUGAUUGGCGUAGAAACUGUAGUGUGACCGUGAAGCUACAAGGAGGCGGUUAAUGAAGGGAUUAACAUAUUCUUCACCAGAUUUAGGGCAGUGAUGGGUGGGUUGUGGGUUUUUCUUUUUAGGUUUUGGGGGGUUUUGUGGCAAAACUUUUGUGAAUAAAAAACUUUUUUUUGUAAGGAAAGGUUUUUAAAAGAGAUCCAGGCACUUUGCAGUGUUUGGAAUGCUGUUGUGAUUUCCUUCCCAGGGACUGACAAAGCAGGGAGGCUUUGGAAGCAAAAGGAGUACUUUUAAAAAUCCAAACAAGAAGAAGAAAUAUUGGGCUUUUUUUCCCCUCUCCAGCUACUUGUAGAAUUUAUGGCUAAGUAGUCUGUGCAGGUUCAUAGACUGAAGAAAUGUAAGUUGAAGACAAAACACAAACAGCCAAAACAAAGCAGAGAAAACUCCCUGAAACAUAAGGGCCUUCGUUCUGCAAAGGCUUUGCUAGAUAUAACUUAGCAAAAUGCUCACUGAUGCAAAGGAGAUCAGAGCAGCUUAAAAAGUCUGCAAGGCACUUUUCAUACUCCUGAGUCAAACUGAAGAUGAAAAAAAAAGUUUAUUUGGUGUGUUUCAUGUUCCAGGUCUAUUUUUCUAUUUUGGGGUGUAAGGUUUUAACAGUAAGGGACUUUGAUCAUUCUAUGCCAUAUGCCUUCACUGGCUUCUUGUGCAAUAAUAAUUUGGGGUUUGUUUUGAGUGUUCAGACUGAUUAGAGUUGGCUGUCCCCUAAUAAUAAGAUAAUAAUUUUUAAAGUUUAAUAGUGCAACGGCAGCCAGCUUGGUUCAGAAAGGAUAAAUGAAAGCAAUUAUUUUGUUCCUUUUUAUGAUUUUUGUCCUGGUUACAGUGCCAUAAACCUUGUUACAUAUGUAUAUCAGAAUGUACAAAAAAUCCAGAACGAGCAAAGUUUAUUUAAGAAUAUUUUUCGCACAAAAUAUUGGUGUGUUUCAGUUGUCUAUGUAAAAAAAAAUUUGAUUAUAAAAACAAAAAACCUUUUGGAAAAUGCGUGUCCUUUUAUUUCUUUAGCAGUUUUCCAUUUGCUUUCUAUGGGAUGGGUUUUAGGUUUUUUUGUUUGUCUGUUUUUAGUGUGCAUUUCCCUUUGACAAAACUGAUAUCCCUUGUUUGACAUCUCCUCCUCUUCAGUGUUUCCUUUCUGUCCUCUGCUGGUGGAAUGUAUUUUCCUUAUUUUCUACUGUACUCUCACAUCUUUUAAUUUCUGUAACCAUAAUUUUCUCUCCUUCUGGAAGUGCAUCAAACUUGGAGCUGUUCAGCUGAAUUAGUACUCUUGGUGAGGGCUUUUUGGGUUAGACCUGGUAUUUCUGCAGCUCAAUAGCCGUUUGGAAAAAUAAGAAAUAAAGUUUUUUCCACUGAUUCCUUUCCAUCUCCAUGCAAUUAGCUUAUCUUCUAUGUUUCAAAGCUGUCUGGUUUCUAGGAAUACAUUGGUCUCUUGUGUGCUUUACCUGGCUUCCCUGUAGCCCACUGCUGUAGCAAGUUGCACAAUUCCUGCCUGUGCUGGUUUCUUUCCCUCUCUUUUGCACAUCUUUCCUUCGUUGCUCUCUUUUUCUAGUUGCGUCAGUGUUAAGUGUGGUGUGUAGUGUAGGGUUGAUGUUUCUGGCUGAUGGUGUCCCUUAGGUGGCUGACCUCAUUUGUUUUGCUUUUUUGUUUGUGUUUAAUUUUUUUUUUUAAUGAUAUGGUAUAACCUGAUCUCCUCUGGACUGUUAUCAACUCAAAAUUUAUUUGUACGAGCCUAAAAUGAGUUAGAAAACGUUUCUCGUAUGAUUCUGUUGUGCAAACUGAUAUAUCCCAGGAAGCCCGAUAGCAGUGAAGGUUUCUCCUAAAUCAAAACCUAUGUGGACUGAACUGAGUUUAAAACAGGACCUGUCAGAAAAUUUAUGUAUAAUCACAUUAGACAUGUAUAUUUUUGUGGACAUUUUACUUAAAAUGUUGUUACUAUACAGAUAUUUUCUUGAAACUUAUCCCUUUAUUAAAUUAUUUUUCUACUGGAA